Molecule: messenger RNA, 483 nt
Organism: Fusarium oxysporum Fo47
Lineage: Eukaryota; Fungi; Ascomycota; Sordariomycetes; Hypocreales; Nectriaceae
Exons: 3
Coding region: 1-483 (160 amino acids)
Molecular function (GO): nucleic acid binding
Source: RefSeq, a predicted model, not a curated record
AUGGUUACCGAGUCAGUUGGCUGGAAUGUUCCCGAGGACGUACUUGUGGCCUACAGCCGCCGUAUGGGCGUUUCACAUAUUCGAUAUUUCGCAGGGCCCUACCAACUGCAGAAGGACGGAUCUUCAGUCAUCAUUCAAAUCGAUGGAGCUUGUCGAGGAAAUGGAACACGAUCUGCCCGAGGCGGUUGGGGCGCUUUCUUUGGCCCCCAAUCAGAGUACAAUAGCUGGGGUCUUGUGCCGCCCAACGCACCGCAGACCAGCACUUAUGCGGAACUCUAUGCCCUGAUAGGAGCGCUGGAUACGACUUGGGGUAUAAAAUCCCGAGGAGAAACAGUGGCGCACUGGAAUUUCUUGCUGGAGAUUAGACAGGGUAUUGAUGAUAUGAUUUUGUUUGGCGGUCGGAAUAUGGAGUUCAAGUUUUGGCAUGUGCCAAGAGAGCUGAACGAAACUGCUGAUGCGCUUGCGAAUCGUGCUUUUACCUGA